Molecule: messenger RNA, 1882 nt
Organism: Pimephales promelas (fathead minnow)
Lineage: Eukaryota; Metazoa; Chordata; Actinopteri; Cypriniformes; Leuciscidae
Source: RefSeq, a predicted model, not a curated record
UGAACUGCCUAUAAUGUCUUCACUCGAAAGGCGGAAAUCCUGGAUUCAGCUGGUGUCAACAUGAUUCCCAAGGAGAACGUAAUGAUUCUUAGUUAGUAUAAAGUAUCUUUAUUGUUGUUAAGUCGGUUUGAUAAUAGUACGAACAUUGAAUCGCAGUCAGAUCGUAGAUGUUGGUAAACGCAGCGCUGAAGGCUAACCGUAAACAAACAUUCAAGAACGUUGUAGUUUUUUUUUUUUAAAUCGCGUUUGACCCACAUAAACAACAACAUGUGGCUCACUGGUGUAUUUCUAUGGUUUAUUCGGAAAGGUGUGUUUGGUGAUGAUAAGGCAGUUUUGGAGGGAGAUUCUGUCACGCUACACACUGGUCUUACUAAUAUAAAGAAAUAUGAACGCGUAUUGUGGACAUUUGGAACCGACAGAACUCGUAUAGCCCAGAUCAACAACGCCGCCAACAAGGUCUCAUUAUAUGAUGUUCUGGAUGGGAGAUUCAAAGACAGACUGAAGCUGGAUCAUCAAACUGGAUCUCUGACCAUCACACACACCACAACUGAACACACUGGACUUUAUCAGCUCCAGACCGUUGGUGGAAAUGACAUCCCACCAAAGCAAUUCAGUGUUAUUGUUUCUGGUCCUCUGCCUGUUCCUGUCAUCAGUAGAGACUGUUCUUCACCAUCAUCAUUAUGUUUACUGGUGUGUUCAGUGGUGAAUGUGAGUCAUGUGACUCUGUCCUGGUACGCAGGAAUGAGUGUAUUGUCCAGCAUCAGUGCGUCUGAUCUCAGCAUCAGUCUCUCUCUACCUCUGGAGGUGGAAUAUCAGGAUAAAAACACCUACAGCUGUGUGCUGAACAAUCCCAUCAGCAACCAGACCACACAUCUGGACAUCAACACACUCUGCAGACACACAUGUGCAGUGGAUGCAUCGAGUUUCUUACCCUUCAGUCAUGUGAUGAUCUUUGUUGGUAUAUUAGUUGCUCUACUAGUCUUGGCUGUAGCUGGGAUGUUCAGUAUCUACUUGAAAAAUAGAAAAACAGAUCAAAAGUGCCAGACUCCUCUUCCAGAUUACACUGAGCUGAGUAAUGGUGAAGUUGUGGAUGUAAUAAAGACAGUGUCGGUGACGUUUGGAGAGUCCGUCACUCUAAACACUGGCCUCACUGAAAUACAACGCUUCGACGUGUUACAGUGGAGGUUUGGAGAAUUAGGCACGGAUCAAACAAAUCCUUUUUUAGUCAUCAACCGAGGAAAUAAACUGAACAACAGCGGGUGUGAUGAUUAUGAUGAGAGAUUCAAAGACAGAAUACAUCUGGAUCAACACACUGGAUAUCUCACAAUCAAUGACAUCAGACAUACAGACAUUGGCAUUUAUAAACUAGUUAUCACUGGGAUUGGACAAAAUAUGAUCUCCAAAACAUUUAUUGUCCUAAAUUCCAAUGGAUAUGGAGAGACGGCAUCAAAAGGAUCAACGUCACCGCUAAUGAAUGGAGAUGUCUCUGAAACCACUUGUUAGCAACUUUUCCAUUAUCCUUUUUUUUUUAGAUAAAAAUGUUCUGCAUUUAUGAACUGGAAACGGGUUUAAAAUGAACGGUGUUUACCUGUGAAAAAUAUCAGGACAAAGUGUUAUGAUGUCCAUGUUAUGUUGUUUACAUUUUAUAGUGUUAGUUUGAACUUCUUCGGUGUUUAUGAAUGACAUCGUGUAUGUUUGAACGUGUUCUGCCCUCUAGUGGAUCUUAGUUAAAAGUUGUGCUGUUUAAAACAGUGGUAUAAUGUGAAUGAGAGACUGCAGACGGUUUGUUUGAUAACUAAAUAUAGCCUCACUAACAACGAAACACAAAUGCAUUUAUUUAUUUGUAACUGUUUAAUAAAAAUAAAAGUCUCAUGAAGUUGUC